Molecule: messenger RNA, 1467 nt
Organism: Verticillium dahliae VdLs.17
Lineage: Eukaryota; Fungi; Ascomycota; Sordariomycetes; Glomerellales; Plectosphaerellaceae
Product: alternative sulfate transporter
Exons: 7
Coding region: 1-1467 (488 amino acids)
Biological process (GO): transmembrane transport
Cellular component (GO): membrane
Molecular function (GO): transmembrane transporter activity
Source: RefSeq, a predicted model, not a curated record
AUGGCAGAACCCAAGUCGGAUCGAGUAUCCCGAGAGGCAGAUUCCGGAGCAAACCUGGACCGAUGCCGAGAAAAGGCUGCGGUGCGCAAGGCCGAUUUUAUUGUGAUGCCUCUUCUCAUGUUCGCAUUCUUUGUCCUGCAACUCGAUCGCUCCAAUGCCGGAAAUGCCUUGACGGACGGGUUUCUUAAGGACAUCGGGAUUACGCAAAACCAGUUCAACGUCGGCAUGCAGCUUCUCAAUGCCGGUAUCAUUCUUCUCGAAAUCCCAAGCAACAUGGUUUUGUAUCGCGUCGGCCCCAAAAUUUGGCUCAGCUGCCAGAUAGUUGCUUGGGGGCUCGUUGCCACUUUUCAAGCUUUCCAGAAAGGGCUUCCAGCAUGGCUUACUACCCGGCUGCUUCUCGGACUGUUGGAGUCAGGAUAUAUCCCCGGCGGACUCUACACGCUCUCUCUGUGGUACAAGGGCCCCGAAUUGAGCAAGCGCUUCGCGUUGUACUUCAUGGGCAACGGCUUUGCCACUGCAUCCGGUGGUCUCCUAGCGUACGGCAUACUCCAGAUGCGUGGCGUUGCAGGACUGGCUGGCUGGCAGUGGCUGUUCAUCCUAGAGGGGCUGCUGACGCUUGUUGCUGGCUUCUGCUUCUUCGCUCUGUUCCCGGGUGCUCCGUCGAAUCCCGUGACGCUGCUUGGCGUACGUUUCUUCACAGACCGCGAAAUUACGAUUCUUCGAGACCGUAUCAUCAUUGAUGACCCGAACAAGGCGACCACUAAGACGUCGAUCAACCUCGGCGACCUGCAGCGUGCCGUGGCAGAUUACAAGUUAUGGCCCCAUAUCCUGCUGACGUCUGCAGGACUGGCCCCUAGCAUCGCUCUUUGGUCAUAUGCGCCGAGCAUUGUCAAUUCUUUCGGAUAUGAACGACUGCAGUCUAAUGCGUUGACUUCCGUCGGGCAGUGGAUGGGUGUGGCCCUGACCCUGUUCCUCGGCUGGCUUGCUGACACAUGGGGUCGCCGAGGCUAUCUAGUGCUUAGUGCCGUGAGCAUCCAAUUUGUAUUCACGCUUGCGUACAAGUGCCUUCCAGAUGAUGCCGCAGCAAGCACAAAAUUUGGCUUAUUGACAAUGGCUGCGGGAACAACCUCAUGGUGGCAUGCUGUCCAUGGCUCUUGGCUGUCGCUCAAUGCUCAGACACCAAGUGAACGUUCAAUGAGAAUGGCCUGUUUCAUCAUGUCGGCUAACGUGGCUGGUCUCAUCGGUGCCCAACUGUUCCGUGCUGAUGAUCGCCCUUUCUACCACAGAGGCUGGACCAUUGCCGUGGUCUUCAUGGCGUUGUCUGUGGCAUGCGUCUUGCUUCUGAUUGCUCUCUAUCGUCGGGCGAACAAGAAGUAUUUCGGGAAGAUUCAGUCCAGCGAAGCAGGCUCUGUGGAAGCCAGGCCCAUCGGGGACGAGUUGAUCCUUUCUAAACCGUACAACUACUAG